GUCAAGGAGCUCUGGAGCAGGGAAAUGGAAAGAAUGUCUGGCAAGGAAUGCUGGGGAAUGAGAUGGAAUCUGAAGGCAGACGAAACAAGAGAUCCUCAGCUGAAGGACUUUGUCUGCCCGGCAACAGAGUGCUUGAGGGGGACGUCCAAUGCCCUUGUAUCCCAUCCGCUUGCAAAUUAAGAGCUGUCACGGUUCAGACCUUUCCAUCGGGACUCGUGUUUAACAUCGCGACUCUUCCCCCACCGCUGAGCCGCUCUCCAGUGCUGAAACCCCGAGCGCAGCUGUCGCUCCGUCCCCUUAGGAAACUGUCCUAAUGAAGGAGGCCGACGCCAUCAAGCUCUUUAUUGGCCAGAUCCCACGGAAUCUGGAGGAGAAAGACCUGAAGCCCAUCUUUGAGCAGUUCGGGAAGAUCUACGAGCUUACGGUGAUCAAGGACAAGUACACGGGAAUGCACAAAGGAUGUGCCUUCUUGACAUACUGUGCGAGGGAGUCAGCCUUGAAGGCCCAGAAUGCACUGCACGAGCAGAAGACAUUGCCAGGGAUGAACCGCCCCAUUCAAGUCAAGCCAGCGGACAGUGAAGGCCGAGGAGACAGGAAGCUGUUUGUGGGGAUGUUGGGAAAACAGCUGUCAGAUGCCGAUGUCAGAAAAAUGUUCGAGCCGUUCGGGAGUAUAGAGGAGUGUACAGUACUCAGAGGACCUGAUGGAGCCAGCAAAGGUUGUGCGUUUGUAAAAUAUCAGAGUAACGCAGAAGCGCAGGCGGCCAUCAGCUCUCUUCACGGCAGCCGAACUCUCCCGGGCGCUUCUUCUAGUCUGGUUGUGAAGUUUGCAGACACGGAGAAGGAGCGAGGGAUCAGGCGUAUGCAGCAGGUGGCCUCUCAGCUGGGCGUCAUCAGUCCCAUGAGCCUCCACCUGGGCGCCUACAACGCCUACACACAGGCACUUGUCCAGCAGCAGGCGUUGGUUGCUCAGUCUGCAUAUCUGUCUCCGGUUGCGACGGUUGCAGCAGUGCAGAUGCAGCAAUUGGCAGCUCUCAACCCCAGCAGCAUCAUCGCUACACCCAUCGCCUCAAUCACGCCCUCCUCAGGUACGAGCACCCCUCCAACCAUCGCCGCCACACCUGUGCCUGCUCUGCCUCCACCCAUCGCAGUCAACAGUUACCCACCGGUCCCUGCAGCGCCCAAUGGCCAGUCUGCCUCCGAAGCACUCUACACUAACGGGGUCCACCCAUAUCAGGCUCAGAGUCCUGCGUUGGAUCCUCUCCAGCAGGCGUAUACAGGCAUGCAGCACUACACGGCUACAUAUCCCGCUGCUUAUGGAUUGGUCGGUCAACCGUUCCCACAUCAGCCCACCUUGGUUGCCCAGCAACCCCAACAGCCGCAGCAGCUGCAACAACGAGAAGGACCAGAGGGCUGCAAUAUCUUUAUUUAUCAUCUGCCGCAGGAGUUCACCGACUCGGAGAUGCUGCAGAUGUUUCUGCCCUUCGGUAACGUCAUCUCAGCCAAGGUGUUCGUUGACCGUGCCACCAAUCAGAGCAAAUGCUUUGGUUUCGUAAGCUUCGACAAACCCGGCGAGCGCACAGCCGCCAUCCAGGCCAAUACGGCUUUUCAGAUCGGCAUGAAGAGGCUCAAAGUGCAGCUGAAGAGGCCUAAAGACGCCAACCGUCCAUACUGA
Molecule: messenger RNA, 1672 nt
Organism: Danio aesculapii
Lineage: Eukaryota; Metazoa; Chordata; Actinopteri; Cypriniformes; Danionidae
Product: CUGBP Elav-like family member 3
Biological process (GO): regulation of alternative mRNA splicing, via spliceosome; mRNA splice site recognition
Cellular component (GO): nucleus; ribonucleoprotein complex; cytoplasm
Molecular function (GO): mRNA binding
Source: RefSeq, a predicted model, not a curated record